Stereum hirsutum FP-91666 SS1 is the source of this 5045-nucleotide messenger RNA. Its product is annotated as P-loop containing nucleoside triphosphate hydrolase protein. Gene Ontology annotation, cellular component: membrane; fungal-type vacuole. Gene Ontology annotation, molecular function: ATP binding; ABC-type peptide transporter activity; ATP hydrolysis activity. The transcript has 28 exons. The coding region runs from base 45 to 4898 and encodes 1617 amino acids. Gene Ontology annotation, biological process: transmembrane transport. Lineage: Eukaryota; Fungi; Basidiomycota; Agaricomycetes; Russulales; Stereaceae. The record is from RefSeq and is a predicted model, not a curated record.
CUUCGACAUCGACAUCGGCUCUGUGGACGACGACGACCGCGAUCAUGGUCCAUGUCGACUCUACGUUCGUGGUCCAGCAAGCCGGCUACUACGUCUCCAAAGUAGUCAAUCACAAGGAUGAAUCCGUAUGGUCUAAUACUCUUGCCAUUCCAUUCUAUAUCACUGGCCUUUCUUUCGUCUCUCUCGUUCUUCACGGUAUCUUUGCAUCAACACCUGUGAAGAGGUUGUUCGUACGAUUGGGAUGGGCGAGCGAGUCGAAGGAGAGCGCGUUGCCAGAGGUGAAGGGCUUCAGGGCACACGUCGCUGCGCACGGAGGGGCGGUCAUCUUCGCUUCUGAGGUGUUGAGGGUUAUAGGAUGUGCAGUGUUGGUGGGUUUGUCGGCGACUACCUUGACGCUGAAAAGCGUUCUAGACGGUUUUGUGACAAUUACCUUUAUCUACGCGUUCAUCCUUUCAUUAUUCACCGCAUUCUCUGCUCGACCAUCAAUUGUAGUUCAUCAUCUGAACUUGGUUCUGGGAGUGGCAUGGUUCAUCUACUGCAUCCGCGACGUGGCCCCCUUCUUCACCUACACCGAAAAGCCAGUGGAUCACGGAUUCCUGUUCUGGGAGCUCUUCGGUGUCCUCACCAUCACUGGAGCAGUCCUUCCAUCAAUUACACCGAGAGCGUACAUACCUUAUGACCCGUCGGAACCGAUGCCACCAAACCCAGAGCAAGUUGCCUCUCCCCUCUCCCGCAUCUUCUACAGCUAUUUGGACCCCGUCGUGUGGCGUGCCUACCACGUCAACCACAUGCCUCUCUCCGACCUGCCUCCUCUCGCAGAUACCGACCACUCGAAAUACCUCGUCGAGCGCGCGUUCCCCCAUCUCGACCCCCUCGCCUCUCCCAACGAUACCAAGGCGACAAAUGCUAAGGAUCGUGCCAACGGCGAAAGCAAUGCUGCCCCCAAGCCGAAGGCAAGGAAACCGAGGAGUCACUUCCAUACCGUGAUCGCGUUGCUCGUCGUGUUCAGGAAAGAGUUUGGCUCGGUCGUUUUCCUGAUUUUGGCGAACAAUGCUGCAUUGUUAUUCUCGCCAUAUGGGUUGAGGCAUCUUUUGAUGUAUUUGGAAUCGGGAGGGAAAGACGCUAUCGUUCGUCCAUGGGUUUGGAUUGCCUCGCUCUUCCUCGCGCCCUUCGCCGCAUCCCUCCUCAUGCAACAAUACCAACUUCGCCUCACCCGCAUGGUCGUCUACAUAGAAGCCAUCUUCACUCAACUCGUCCUCCAACACGCACUCCGUAUCCGUGUCGUCGCCGAGACCAAGACCGAAGCUACGCCCACACCCGUCACCACACCCUCGCAUUCCAAAACUCCGUCCAUCGCUCCCUCAGCAGCUGGCUCCGACCACGACCAAGAUCAAGAGCAAGCAGAGAGCUCUGGUUCAGGGGGCUCAGAUUCGGGCCAGACGGCAGCGGAAUCAGAAGCCACCGCCGUAUCCGCCGCCGCUCCCCCGUCCGCGGGUAAAGAAGUCGCGGCAAAGGAAGUGGCGAGUGGGUCAGGACAAGGCGGGAAGAGUUUGAUUGGGAGGAUGAAUAACCUGAUUUCUUCGGAUUUGCAGGCGAUUGGGAAGGCGACGGAGUUUGUGCAGAUUGUUAUUGCGUGCCCGAUCAUGGUGUUUGGGACGAUUGCGUUUUUGUAUACUAUCCUUGGGUGGAGUGCGCUCGCUGGGUUUGGAAGUAUGCUGCUCAUGAUGCCGCUUCCUGCCUUUGCGUCGAAACAAUUGCAAGGUGUUUCUCGCGAAGUGUCUAAGAAGAGCGACGACCGCGUCGAGAUGGUGACUGAGACUUUGAGCGUCAUCCGCAUGAUCAAGAUGUUCGGCUGGGAACGCAAGAUGAGCCAACACAUCGACGAGAAGCGAGAGAUCGAGAUGAACUGGAUAUUUUGGAACAAGGUGUACGGUCUUUUGACUAUGAUCUUCCACUUCAUCAUUCCUGCCAUCACGAUGGCAGUUACCUACAGCUUCUACGCUUUAGUUAUGCAUCGUACUCUUGACGCUGCCACUGUCUUCUCGUCCAUUGCCCUGUUUGAUAUUCUCAGACAGAGGAUGGCGCAAAUGUUCAUGUUCAUCCCAAUGGUCAUCAAAAGCAAGGUCUCCCUCGACCGUAUCACCGACUUCCUGAACGACACCGAACUCCUCGACGAAUUCACCCCCGAAUCCUCCACCCAGCUCGAAAUCGCUGCCAACGCCAUCUCUCCCGAAGACGCGCACCAGAUCGGAUUCCGCUCUGCCACCUUCUCCUGGACGAACGACAGCGCAAACCAAGGCGUCGUUACGCCUUCCAAGAGACGGUUCAUGUUGCAUGUGGAAGACGAGUUGUUGUUCAAGAGAAGCAGUAUCAAUUUGAUCGUGGGGUCUACUGGAUGUGGGAAGACGUCGUUGUUGAUGGCUUUGCUCGGCGAGAUGCACUUCGUUCCUUCGGGUCCGAGGUCGUGGUUCAACCUUCCGAGAGACGGCGGUGUGGCGUACGCCGCUCAAGAAUCUUGGGUUAUGAACGCUACCAUCAAGGAAAACAUCAUCUUCGGCUCUCCGCUCGACGAAGAACGUUACGAUAAGGUCAUCUAUCAGUGUGGUUUGACGCGCGAUUUGUCUCUGUUCGAAGCUGGUGAUCAAACUGAAGUCGGAGAGAAGGGUCUCACACUCAGUGGCGGCCAAAAAGCUCGCAUCACGUUGGCUAGGGCUGUCUAUUCUUCGGCCGAAAUCAUCCUCUUGGACGAUGUACUGGCCGCGUUAGACGUUCAUACCGCGAAGUGGAUUGUGGACAAAUGUUUCUCUGGAGAUCUCAUCCAGGGUAGGACUGUCCUCCUGGUCACUCACAAUGUCAGCAUGGUCGUCCCCAUCGCCGACUUCGUCGUCUCCCUUGGCUCUGACGGUCAAAUCCUCAGUCAAGGUACCAUGUCCGACGCCCUCGCCCACAAUGCCAAACUCCGUCAAGAAAUCGCCAAAGAAAAAGCCUUUGAAGAGAAGGCUGAGCAGGAAGAGGCCUUUGAGGCUUUCGAGACGCCUGAACCUGGUCAAGUCGUACCAGCGCAGAAGGAAGAGAAGAAGGACGGGAAGUUGAUCUUGGAAGAGGAGACGGCAGAGGGACACAUUAGCUGGAACUCUGUGAAAAUGUUCCUCGGCGCGUUGGGUGGACCUGGGUUCUGGAUCGGCUUCACGCUCGCUACGUUCUUCGAGUGUGGUAUCGAGGUCGUUCAACCGUGGUUACUUGGAGCUUGGGCUACCCAAUACGAGACUCACAAGCCUGAAGAUGUCAAUGUCCCCUUCUACCUCGGCGGCUACGUCGGACUCGUCGCGCUCAUGUUGCUUGUCUUCGUUGCUGCCCAAAUCGUGCUCACACUGGGAGCUCUGAGGGCAUCGAAGUUGCUGCACAGGCGGCUCAUCGAGACCGUCUUGGGGACGACUAUGAGGUGGUUGGAUAAGACCCCGGCGUCUCGUAUCAUCACGAGGUGUACUCAGGACGUCUCUUCUGUCGACACGACCAUUCCGGACAUGUUCUCCCAUCUCUAUGAGAUCACGGUCAUCUUGAUCGUCCGUUACAUCGCAAUCUUGGUCUACACGCCAACCGUCGGUCUUCUGGGCAUCGUCAUCUUCAUUGUCGGUGGUACCGUGGGCAACGUCUAUAUGAAAGCUCAGCUCUCCGUCAAGCGUGAGCUCAGCAAAGCCAAGGCGCCCGUCAUGGCGCACUUCGGAGCUGCUGUCGAGGGUAUCACUUCCAUCCGUGCUUACGGUGCACAGGAGUCGGUCCUGCUCAAGUCGACCGUCAAGAUAGACGAGUAUACUCGUGCGAACAGGGUCUUCAACGAUCUCAACAGGUGGAUCGGGAUUCGUGUCAAUGCCCUUGGUGGACUUUUCGCUUGUUUCCUUGGUAUCUACUUCGUUUACGGCCACCCGGGCGUCAAUCCCUCCAACACCGCUUUCACCCUCACUAUGGCGGUUGGCUUCGGUCAGCUGAUCCUGUUCUUCGUCCAGGUGCUUAACAUGUUCGAGGUCAACGGAAACUCCCUCGAGCGUCUCCAGCAAUAUAUGGAGAUUGAACAAGAGCCCAAGCCUGUUGAGGGCGGCAUGCCACCUGCGUACUGGCCUUCGAGUGGUGAGCUCAGGGUUGAGAACCUCAGUGCGCGGUAUUCUCCUGACGGCCCCGAAGUGUUGCACGACCUGAACUUCGAGAUCAAGGCUGGCGAGCGCGUCGGUGUCGUCGGAAGGACUGGUAGCGGCAAGAGCUCGCUCACGCUUUCGUUGCUUCGGUGCAUCUUCACGAGCGGAGAGGUUUACUACGACGGCAUCCCUAUAUCUUCCGUCAACCUCGAUGCUCUGAGGAGUCAUAUCACGAUCAUCCCUCAGAUGCCCGAGCUGCUGAGUGGCACCCUCCGCCGUAACCUCGAUCCGUUCGACCAAUUCGACGACGCGACGUUGAACUCUGCGCUUCGUUCCGCCGGUCUCUUCUCCGUGCAGAACGAAGGCGACGAGAGUAUGAUCACGCUCGAUAGUGCUAUGGCCCGUGGAGGGAGCAACCUUUCUGUCGGUCAGCGGCAGAUCAUUGCUUUGGCGAGGGCUAUGGUUAGGGAGAGCAAGUUGCUUAUUCUCGAUGAAGCGACGUCCGCGAUUGAUUACAAGACGGACGCUGUGAUCCAAGAGUCGUUGAGAAAUGAACUGAAGAAGGACGUAACCAUCAUCACCGUCGCGCACAGACUACAGACCAUCAUGGAUGCUGACAAAAUUAUGGUCCUCGAUGCUGGAAAAAUCGUCGAAUUCGACAAGCCGAGCGUUCUUCUCGAGAAAGAGGGCGGGUUCCUUAAAUCCUUGGUGGAUGAGAGUGGUGAUAGAGAUGCGUUGUAUGCCGUUGCUGGGGGUAGUCGCUCAUAGAUUCAGAGGCUUGCGAUCUUGUCUAGUUUUUUCUUGCUUCAUACAUAUUUUGUCUUUCUUGCUUCUGCAUAUCUGGCCAUGUCAAUGCAUCUGUACCAGCCGGGACCACGUCGUACGGAAUGGGUGUAUGAAAAUUACACUUAUCUU